Messenger RNA from Prorocentrum cordatum, 950 nucleotides. Lineage: Eukaryota; Dinophyceae; Prorocentrales; Prorocentraceae. The record is from the annotation of a GenBank genome assembly.
CAGGGCCCUGGAUUCGACGUCGCGGACGACGAGGACGACAGCGACGACGAGAUGCACGAGGCCCUGAGCUCCAGGUUCGAUGGGCCAGGCAUGGGCGACCCGGAGGAGAUGACCAUCAUGAGCCAGGCGGCGGCGCCGCCACGGGGACCUCCUCGCUCCUCCUCCUCAUUUUCUUCCUCUUCCUCCUCCAUUCCUUUUCCAGAGAGAUCGGAACGUGAGGCUCUGGAGUUGGCUCGGGUUGGGGGACUCGAGAGCCUCCUCUUGGCCAGGGUACUCCUCCAUUCCUUUUCCUUAGCGUGGGGCUUGCUCUAGCCCUGCGACAGGCGGUCGGGCUGGCGGUGUGGCUUCUGGCCAAAGGGGAGCCGCUGUCUCUUCGUUUGGCGUUGUCAGCUCACGGCGAUUAGCUUCCAUAUUGUCAAUGGCGAUCAGUGCUGGCGUGGUCAUUGCAACCACCACUGCGCAUCAAUGGUCGUAGGCAUCGUGGUGACCAUGGCUGUCAUCAAGGAUAUGCUGUUCCAGGGUAUCGCAAACAGCGGCCUCACGAGGGCCGUGAUGGUCGCCUUUAUCGAUGCUGCUAGCGUCGGGAUCGUCGCCUCAGCUGAAGUUGUCAACGCCAUUGCUUGUCGGCGGCGGUCGCAGCGGCUGUCCGUGCUCACAGCUGUUCUCACAGACAUGGAGACACUGUUCACUCAGACCAGGGACGUUUCUGUGACUGUUGCACUUGCUGCUCUUUCCCUCGGCCGGUGCCGGUCACCGGAGGGCGUCGCCGGCGAUGGCGAUUCUGACCACAGCGAGGACGAGGACGGGAUGUUCGAGGAGGACGACAUGGAGGCAGCCCGCGACACCGUCCGCGCCCUGAGGCGGCUCAGCGCAGAGGGGAAGCUGGCGCCGAAGGCGCGGAUACAGCUGCUCUCACAGAUGAUCCGCACGCCGGGCGAGUCCAUGCCUGG